GCGGCACCAACCAAAGUAGCAAGUAGCGAUCGACCAAGCAAAAGGUGCCUGACGACGCCGCGUCGCGCCGUGCAGUCAACCAAUUUCAUAAAACAUUUAUAGUUUCGGUACAUCGCUUCGGUUUAUCAAUAUUACAGGUGGUGCUCGGUACGAUGACCGUUGACCCUCGAGGGGGUCACUUUGCGGCAUGUCCUCCCCAUGGCAGGAGGGCUGUCUAGCCCGGUGCCAGGAUUGCGCUAGCUCGUGUUCUCAUUUUCCCGGGCUCUCUCACGAGAAACCAUAUAAAAGAUUCAUGACAAUAGGACCUGUGCGGUAUGGAAUGCGCGUGGGGGCGGUGAGUCCACCGCCCCCUGGCGCUGGUCCACGGUACUUAUCCAGGACAUGCUGCUGGCCGGCCGCCCCUCACGAUUCAACAGCGAGAAUCCCCUUGCUUCCCGUCGCUCCUGUGCCUAUUAAUAGUUUGGAUAUAAUUAGUUGCGCAAACAGAACGGAGGACGCCGCGACGUCAGAACAGACGCAGACAGUACGAGACCAUGUUCCGUACCCGGGCGGGUGUUUAUUGAAGAAUCGGUGCGCCCUUGUGUAUUCGCGACUCGUCGACGUCGACCCCAAAGACGAGAUCGCAACCCUGGACCGACUGCCCAGAUUCCGCUUCGGCGGAAAUCGCGCGGAAAAACGAGGAAGCGAUAAGUUUCGCGAAUUGACCGAACGACUCAAGCGUAGCGGUGCUUCUGCACCUGUACCUCCCCCGAGACGGCAUACAAGAACCACGCCGCCUCCACCUGAAUCAGUGGUUUUAUCGCAAAAAAUUGCAGCUUUACCAUCGCGUAGUGCGUCUUUUUCACAAGUUGACUACUGCUCCGACGAUAAUAAAUACGUGCGACGCAGCCAUAAUAACCAAGAGGCUUCCGAUAUCUCUAACAAUACUUUACCUCGUCCUAAAAAUUGUCCACGAACUAAUAAACAGGACGCGUUUACGUCUACCGCACCGUUAGUGGAACCGUCACAACAAUCAGAACAUUGGUUGUCACCUGAGCCUCCACAAGAUAUACCAGAAGUACAAAUUACUUCAGAAGCUCCAGAGAAAACCGUAGUACGACCACAAGAUACCGCAAGUGGUAGUAAUCAAGAUAGAAGGAGGGAUAAAUCAAGACGAAGAAAAGGGAUUUAUUUAUCACAGUGGCCUACGGACUAUUACCCGAACGAUGAUGUAGGAAAUAUCCUUCCUGAGUAUGAUGACUUUUGUAGUUGUGAUAAUACUGCAAAAGGUAAAUCAGAUAUUUCCUCAGACACAGUAAAAAAUGAACAAUCCAGUGUAACGGGAAACAGUCUCCAAGAAGAACCGAUUAGCUUGGACGACAGCAGUAGUUUAUUUUUGGAAUGGAAUGUUUUACCAUCUGCAAAUAAUAAUAACAAUAGCAACAAAAUUAAAAGUCCAGAUUCUCUGAAAGUAACUCGUAGCAAUAUUUUACUACGAUCAGAUUCUUUAUCUGAAGGGGAACCUGAGAGUUUAGAACGCAAACUUGAUCAAAUUUCUCUUGUGCCCUCAGACGUAUCAGAUUGCGAUAGUCGAUCAAGUAUAAGCAACGACACCUUUUGUCCUAGUAUUCCCAGGAGGUAUUCGAAAAGGCCACUAAGAGGCCCAUACGGCCAGAUGUUGGAAGCAGAGAUGAAAAAGCCCGAAUCGAGGAAAAAUCUCAAUAGCGACUUAAAAUUUCUGGAAGAUUUAUCUUCCAAUACAAGCAAAUCAAAAUAUACUCGUCCUCGUGGUUCUUGUAAUAGUUCGAUAGACGAAACUUUUCUUAAAGAGGCUAAAGCACCUAUAGCUAAAAGAAAAGUUAGCGCAGAUAGUUUAGUAGUAGAACAAGUUUCUAAACAAACUUUAGUGCCUAGUCAUCAAAGGACCACUUCCAGUCCUUCAAAGUUGGAAGGAUUCACCAAUACACCAGAAGUAUCUCAUGAUUUACUAGAACAACUUCUUAGGGGUAGCUCUGAGCAACUUGAAUUUAAAGACCAACAACUUUUGAAUGAUACCAGGACUCACGUGCUCAUAGAGCUCUUUGACAAUGAAAGAAUCUACGUAGAGUCUCUCGAAAUUAUUGUUUUGAACUAUUGGGAACCCCUCAAAAAGACUGAAAACGCACUGGUAGAGCAAAACUUAGUAGAAGAAAUAUUUUCCCAGGUACCUUUUUUAUUAAAUCAUCACCGUAAUUUUUUAUUGAAAUUGAAAGCCCGUCUUGAAACAUGUGAAAGCCGAGCAACGAUAGGAGAUGUAUUUUUAGAAAUGCUAGCAGUUCCAGAUUUAAUUGAGCAUUAUGUCAACUACGUGAAUAAUUGGAAAAGAUCUAGGGAUAUCAUUAAAAACGCUCAGACUGCUAGACCUCAAUUUGCGAGGUUUUUGGAGUCUGCAUCGAAAAAUAACGUUAAGAAAUUAGCGCUGGAUUCACUGUUAAUUAAGCCAAUUCAAAAAUUUCCAAAAUACGAAUUACUUCUUCAAAGACUGAUAAAGCACACUGCUGAAGAUCACCCUGACUUUGAACUUUUAAGUAGAGCACAAAAAGAAGUACACGAACAAUUAUUAAAAAUUAACUGCACAGAAAAAGAGGCUCUAGAAAUAGAACAAUUGAGAGAAUUAGAAAACCUUAUAGAAGGGGCUUUAGAUUUAGUUUCUGCAGACAGACAAUUUUUAAGGCACGAUAUGGUAGUUAUGUCACAUGGAGGUGGUCCGAGAAAAGAGAGGGCUCUGUUCCUUCUAACAGAUCUACUUUUAAUUACGGGUAUUAAAAGGCGAAGUGGCACGAUUACAAAAAAAACGAAUUUAAAUAUAAAUGCAACUAGCUUGGAUGCUAACAAGUAUAAACUUAUAAUGAAAGUACCUUUGGAAGAUGUGGAAAUUAUUCGGUCAAAAGAUGACAACGUACGCCAAAUGCAAAUUGAAGUGGACAAUCUAAAUGAAGACAUCGAUAAUCUCAAUAAAAUCAACGAUUUGACAUUGAGUUUGCAUUGUAAUCACUCAUAUCUAGAUGAGUGUGUUAAGGAGCUACUUGCUAACUUAAAUAAACAACUGCAGCUUCAACAAAAUACUGAUUUGCAAUUGUGCGUAUUGGACCUCACUGUUUUAACGCAGAACGGAAUAGAAAUGGUGUCCAUUGUCUUCCCUAAAGCUGAAAUACGUGCAUCUUGGGAAGAAACUCUCACAGAAUACAAAGCCAAAUUAGGUGAUAGACGUCCAACCCCAGAAAUGAUGGCAACUGUUCCAAUUCGUAAAACUCGUGCUGGAUUACAAUUCACAUGUGCUGCACCUACCUUAAGUGAAAAUGGUCGUGAUGUAUGGGUAUGCAACAGCGACGGAUACGUUGGUCAAGUAUGUGUAUUGACGUUAAACGAAAAACCAGAACCUGCAGUUACAUCUUGCAAUGGAGUCUGUAAUACAAGGAUUUUGUGUAUUGUUUCUGUACCAGGUCCUGGAAUUCAGAGCAGAGCCUCAUCAUUUUCAUCUGGGAAGAAUAGAGACAAAUUACAACCUCAAAAAGCAAUGCAGUUCGAUAGCAGCUCAUCAAGCGACGAAGAUGAAAGAAGAGACGAAGAUGAAAAAAAAUCUGAAAGAAAUUCAGAGUGUAGCAGUUUUCUAGGCGAAGAACCCGAUAAAUUGUCUACAAUGUGGCUUGGCACCGAAGAUGGCUGCAUUCAUAUCUACAAUUCGAAUGAUAAUAUACGUAUCAAGAAGAAUAAGGUUAAAUUGCAGCUCGGCUCUGCAAUUUUAUGUAUUAUAUAUUUGGAUCAUAAGGUGUUUGCUUCUCAAGCUAAUGGGUUUGUACUAAUUUACGAAAGAGAUAGCAAGGGUGGAUGGAAUACAAAUUGCCCCAAACAAAUAACAUUAGGGAAUAGCAGUACACCAGUUUCGAAAAUGGUAGUGUAUAACUCAAAAAUUCUAUGUGCUUGUGGUAGCACAGUCAUCAUCUUCAAUCCACAAAACUAUGAAAAGGAAACAGUCCUUUCAGUAGGUACCAAUGAAACCAACAAACCACCACAGAAUCCUGCAAUUUCUUGUAUGCUUCUAAGCGGAAAUUCCGUAUGGUUAUCUUUGCAAAACUCUGCUUUGAUCAGAUGUUAUAAUGUUGUGACUUAUGAGAUGGUUUGCGAAACUAGUCUUGCCCCAGCUGUACAGAAAAUGUUAACUAGUUGUGAUGAUAUAAUCCGACAACACAAAGCAGCUUGUCUUCGUGUAACAGCUCUUGUACAUUGUAAAGAUCUUCUCUGGAUAGGAACAUCAGCAGGCGUAUUGCUCACAAUGCCACUGCCUCAUGUUACUCCUACAACCGGCAAGUUAGCCACAAUUCCUCCAGUUACAGGAGUACCACAUGGUCACACAGGACACGUUCGAAUAUUGACUUCUCUAGAAAUGCCGUACCCCUUGCCCAAAAAGAGUACCCCGUCAAAAAAGAAUUCUAAAAGCAAGUUACUUCCUGACAUUCCCCAAGUGAAAACUACCAGAUAUUUGGUAAUAUCCGGCGGCGACGGAUAUGAAGAUUUUCGAACGUCAAAUUUAUCAGAAGUAGCUGGACGUGAAGACUCCACUAACCAUUUGUUGCUUUGGAACAUUUGAUUUGGAAGUAAAAGUAGGCCCAUAGCUUUUCCCUUUGUAACGCAGGAGACACUUAUUUAGUGCCGACCAGAAACAUCGAACAUUUGGUAUAAGUAUUAUUUUUAUAUAAAACAGAAGAUAAUUGCCAAAAGGAAUUUGCAUGAGAGAAGACAAUAAAAUAUUGGUUUUUCUAUUUUUUUCUCACACAUAAUGCAGAUUUUUAACUUAAGUACCUACCUGAUUCCUUAAUAUAUGGCAUAAAAAGUAUACCUACUCAGGUUGACGUUGUAAAACGGUUUCAAUCAGAGCGGUUGAUAUAGAUGCCAGUGCUUAUUGAAAAAAUUAAAAUAUGUUUUUUUUUAUUAGGCAACUUUAUGUCAACUACGUAAACCGAACUGAAAUGAUCAGUGAAAUUCGGUGAUAUUGUCAUGUGUUAUAUGGUUCACUUUGCCAUAUUUAUCUAUAUUUGGGCAAUGCUUUAUGCUUUGAGUAAAAAAAUAAAACGAGUAAACGAAUUUUAUUUGUUGGUUCAGGAAUUCCAACAUUUGUUAAUAGUAUGUUAUUAUUUUGAGAUUAAAAUGAAGCAAACCUUUAUUAUUUAUGCCUUAUAAAUAUGGAAACGUAACUUCAUAUCAGGUCAAUAAAGCUGUUACUAUUUUGAGUAAAUAUAGGUACAUUACAGAUAAGACUUUGAUAUGCCAAUGAACAGCUUGCUGCCUUUGCUAAUUAAGCUUUAACUAAUCUGCAAUCACUUAGAACUUCAAAGAAUCUGACUUAUGCCUAAACAUUUUAACGGAAGUUUAGCACUGCAAAAUUUUGUGUUUUAUACUCCAGUACAAUUAAUAAUUUGGGAUGAGUAAGAAAAUAGUUUGAAGCUGUGAUUAAUUUAUCUAGCGUAUUGUAGCGUUGCCAUUAAACAUACCAUUUGACGAUAGGGCAGGAUUUCCAAAACUGUUGCAUGCGUUCGUGGACCAAAAUAAUGUUCGGUUUGUUGUUCUUUUUUUGUUCAAGGUUCAACAACAAAAGGAACAACAAACACAAAACUUUCAAUUUCGGCGAACCAAACAACAAACGGAACUUGUUGUUCGAUGCACUUGCAAAUUUGUUCGCUAGAGAGCUCAUAUAGCGCUGGCGAAAUUCAUCAUCAUCAUAGGCGAUCAUUCGAUACCGAGUAUGAUUAUCUUCUAUUCUAUACUAUUGUCCUCGAGUGUGCGUAUUCUGAAGGCAAUAUAAACGAAUUCUGGAGCCGCACACUCUUCCACAGUCUUGGCACACCCAGUCUCUGGCAGCAUUUUCUCGUCCUCUGUUCUCUCGCUCCUUCCUGCGGUCCGUCUUUUCGGUCUUGUGUCUGCGUCGCAGUUAUUUAAAAGUUUGUGGGCCAUCGUGGACUACUCGAGGCCUAUCAUUUGCCGUCGUCUCCCUGUUGCUGGUAUCGAUGCUACACUUUGCCAUAUUUUCCUUUAGAACAUCUUUGUAGCGUCUGUCGUGGAAGACCUGUUACUGGCAUGCGGACGAUGUGACCUGUCCAGCGAAGUCGGUGCUUAAUGAUGAGGGCUUCAAUGCUAGUUGUUCUGGGCUCCUCUAAAACACUAAUGUUUGUUCAUUUGAACGAUGUUGGACUUCAGCUUCAAUGGUUGCAUUCGUUGACAGAUGACUCCCAAGGUAUGGGUAGUGCCCUACGUUUUGCAAAGAAUGGUCAUUUAUGGUUAUAUUUGGGGUUGGGGAUUAAUAUCCGGUGCGGGUUGGUGCAGAAUCUGCGUCUUGUUAAGGUUGACCUCUAGGCCUGUUCUCCUGUAUGCCUGGUUGAAUGCAUUGAUAAUUGCCUGAAGAUCUUUCUCUGUAUUGGCCAUCACAACGUUAUCAUCCGCGUAUUGAAGUUCAAUUAUCGAUAUCAUCGAUAUCUGUUUAGGUUGAAUAAGCCGCCAUCAAGUCUGAAGAGGAUUUCCUGAGGGCAGGUGAACCUCGCUCGAUAAGGUGAAGAAUGUAUCCUAUAAAUAGAGAAAACAUAGGGGUGCAAUAGCACAGUCCUGUUAAACGCCUGUAGUUAUUAGAAAAUAUUCUACUUGUCCAUCGUUGCUUAGGACAAUUGCAUUCAUAUUAUCAUACAGCAGGCGGACUAUCUGGAUCUACUUUUGCGGACACCCAGCCUUUGCCAAAGAGCUUCUCUGUUGACCGAAUCAAAUGCUUUCACUUAAUCUAUGAGGGCCAUGUAUAGAGGGCGAUUUUGUUCUCUGGAUUCCUCUUGCAUUUGUUGGGUCGGUUGUGUGUAAAGCCACUCUGUGUCUCUGGGAAGCUCUCUUGGGCAGUUGAGAUAAGACGAUUCGAUAAUAUCCUGACUCCUUUUUUAAAGAAUUCAGCAGGAAUGCCGUCAAUACCAACUGACUUAUUGUUCUUCAGUUGCCUGAUUGCCUUUUCAACCUCGUCUAAUCUGGGAAACUUAACUCGCUUAGUUCUUGCUGUAUUGUUUCUAUGGAAUUUCGCUGAAGAUGUCAUUAUCAAUUUGUGAUUAUCUGUUAAGCAGUUCCUGAAAGUGUUCCUUCCAACGAAAAUUAAUGAAAGAACUUUCUUUAAGCAGUCUUGUGCCACCUUUGAAACGUAAGGAAUUGAGUCCUUGAGUGGUUGGUCCGUAUACCAUCUUAGUAGCCUCAAGGAAGACCAUGGUGCUGUUGGAUUCAGCUAGUUGCUGGAUUUCUUUUGAUGUUGUUAUCCACCACUGUUUAACACUCGCGUUUGCCUUUCAGCUUCUGCUUUUGCUUGUUGGUAUUGCCUUUUUUUACAAUCGAGUUGGGGUCGAUUUUCCAUGCAUUUGCGCCCUUCUUUUUCUUUCUACAAGGUAUUGAAUUUCAGUGUCGUUCUCAUCAAACCAGUCUUGAUGCUUAUCUCUUGUAUGUAGCCGACCGUUUCUUCUGAGGCAGAUGUUAUUGCGGUGUUCAGUAUUUUCUAGUGCUCCUCAAUGCUUUUCGGUUACUCUAACGGAAGUUCCUGCGUUUGAACAGCUUUUUUUGACAUGUACUGUUUGGUGGGAUGCACAAGUUCAUUCUGGCUCGUAUCAGCCGAUGGUCAGUCCAUUAUUAGUAUUAUUAAAUUAUCUAGUUAUUUUUUCUGUUUUUUUUUUUUGUAUGCGCAAUGUAUGUGUAUGUUUAUUAGUAUGAAAAUGCUCUUUAAUUAGCCCAGUAGUAGCUUCAAACUAUUUUGUUCUUCUUUCAUCUUAGGAAAUUUCAUGAAUUGGAGAUAAAACACACAGCAUGCGAAUUAUUUUCUACAAAAAUAAUAACAAUAAAGAAUCAGAUGUACCUAUCUAAUAAUUAUUACAAAAUAUAAGUAACUAAUUCGAAGAAUACGAUGAUACGAAUAUUUAUGUAGGUAGAUAUUAUCCAUAGAUUUUUCUAAGAUUAGGUGAAAAUGCUUAUUAUUGCGUAUGUGAAAGACGAAAGUAAUAAUUUAAAAAAUCCGUCGUAGCUACCCAAACCGCUUAUCAUAUCCUUUACUUUUCUUGAGGAAAACAAAUUAAAAAAAAAAAUGUGUUUUGUGAUAAUACUAAGUAUUAAUGAGUAACUCCGAUCAAAAAAGUUAUUUUAUAUUUUAUGCCCAGAAAGAACAGUUACAAUAGCCUGUAAAUUUUGCAAUAAUCCUGUAAGUUACAGAGUUAUCAAAACAUCACAAUUGGGCCUAAAAUAAGACAAAUAUCUCAAGCUCUGGUUAAAAAAAAACAGGGUACUUAUAAGUAAGAACGGGAUAAAUUACUUAAUAGAUUACCAGUAUAGGUAGCUAAAAGCAGAAAAAUAAAUUACCGCUUGUUUACCGCAAUCUGGUAAAAGUAUUUUUAUAUCUAAGUAGAUAGAAAAAUUAUCCUGAAGGACAUAUUUCAUAAAUUUACCAUUGCAUAUUUAAUAUAAAAAUCAUUUAAAUAUUAAUAAUUAUAGGUUAUUUACCACGAAAUACUUUAAAUAAUUUCCCUAAUUUGUUAUGUUUAAAACAAAAACUAGAUUUUUGAAGGGAUCUUUAUAUUAUCUAAAAUAUAAUUUUUUACGAAUAUACUUAAUAAAUAUGUAGUAGCAGCCGAAGAAAUACAUAGAUAUCUCAACUAAGUAGGUACCUACAUAUUUUUCAAUGCUUUUUGGUAUGUAAAUAAAUUAGACCAAAUUUUCAACAUGGUGACCAAAUUUCUUUUUAAAUAUACAGUGUGGUUAUUUUGGUGUGCAACAUAUGGGGAUUUUUUUUAGUAAUAGGACAACCCAGAUACAAACAAGGCCGGAGGUUGGUGCAUGUCUGAUAAUCAUAUUAGCAGCACUUAGAAUGGUUGCAAGUCAAACAGCAUACAGAGGGUAGCUCAAACAAUAUCAAAAAAGUACCUAGGUACCCUUAUUUUAGAAAAUUCAGCAAAAUGUUAUUGAGAAAAGUUGCUUGGAAUUAAAAGUCAAUAAAAGUUAUGCCUAAACACCAAAACAUGGCCUCCUAAGAUUGUUUUUUUUUUUUUCGAAAACCAUUAAUAAUUUCUAUAUUUUUUCUAUUUUUUAUUUCCGCCCUUAAUACUUUCAAAAAUUAAUUAAAAUCAAAUCAACUUCACAUAACUUUGUUCAAAUUCAAGCAUAUUUGUAAAAUUAUCUUAGAUUUUUUAUUUUUUAUGGAAUCAUAAAGUUCAUGUUUGUUGCAAUGAUAUUCAACACAACUUUGAAAUGUCGCAUUUUUUUUUUAACAAGUUGAAACAUUACUAAUGAUAAUAUGCAUAUUAAAAAAAACUCUCCUUAAAGUGCAAAAGUUUUGUUUUAUUUAAGUAAAUUUUGCUGAAUUGUCUGAAAUAAGGGUACCUACUUCACAGUACAAUUUUGAUAUUUUUUGAGGUACCCUGAAAGCUAUUUGACUUGCAACCAUUCUAAGUGCACCUAAUAUGAUUAUCAGACAUGCACCAACUUUUGGCCUUGUUUGUAUUUGGGUUGUGCUAUUCCUAAAAAAAAUCCCCAUAAUAUGUUGCACACUUAAAUAACCACACUGUACAUAUUCACUUUUUUCUGGAAUGAAAUCAAAGAGGCAAAAAAAAUAUCCAUCGCAGCAGGUAUUUUUUAAAACUAAUAACUAGUUUGGUUUGGUGAUAAAUUUGUCGUUUUGUCAAGAAUUUACCCGAAAGCAGAUCCGUCGUGCGUUUGAAAUUCUAAAAUAGUCAUUGAGGUGAACAAUAGACGGACCAAACAUAUGUUCUUUUCGUGCAAGGUUCCUAAAGUUAAUAGGUUGUCUGGUAAUGGGUAACUUGAUGACGCAUCUGGGGUGCCUUGUGGAGAUUUGAAUUCUGUUGAGGCACCCCAUAUGACGUCAUAAAGUUAUCAGGCAACCUACCUCUCUCGAACAACCUUGCUUUUCGUGUACCUAAGUUUCAACAUUGUUGUGGUUUGCAUAAAACUUUCGCUGUUUUUUGAUAAACGAUACUACUCUUGAAAUAGAAUUAAAUAGAAAAUGGUUUCCAUGUAUUUUCACAAUGAGAAUGAAUAAAUGAUUUGUACCUACUUUCUUGUCCAAGAAAAAAACUGCAAAUACAUUUUUUCUUAUUGACAAAGCAUGGAAGUCUUUACUAGUUCAUAAAAAUUUGAAAAUCAAUGCCCUAAGUUCGCCCUACAGUGAAAAAAUAAAAUAAAAUAAAAUAAAAGUAAAAUUUUAAGGUACCUAACUGACCAAACCUACUCAGAUUACAAAUACAUAGGUACCCUUAAAUAUUAAAGAUUGCAGAUUAGAAAGGCAGAUGCAACUCUCAUAAAAUUAUCAAACUUUUCCCUUCUCCCUAAAUUAAAGACCUUUCUAUCUAACUUCGCACAUUUACAAGCUCAGCUAUGACCAACUUGGCAUAAGUGAAUCUAUUUCCUUUUCAAGUUUAAAAGGCAUAUUUACAAUAAUUAUUCUACACAGUACACCACAUAAACUAAGGUGAAAAUGUAAAUGGACUUUCACGAACAAAAUACGUAAAAAUCAGAAAAACCUAAAAAAAAAAACAUAAAAUACUAGUUGUAAGGGCUGGGUAACCAUUUUCAUUGUUCAAACAGAAUAAAAAGUGAUUGAAAAAAUUCUUUGACAGAACAAAAGGCCUCUCUCAGUAGAUACGUUUUAGGUCAUCAUCAUCAUAGACUCGAUACCGAUUAUGAUUAUCUUCUAUUCUAAUCUUAUUGUCGGCAUUUUCUGAUGGUUAUAGCUCUGUUCCAACCGACAUGAGAACCGUUCCAGAACCAGAAAUUUCCAGUUGCCCACCUUUUUUUUCAAUAAGUUCAACGUUUAUCCUACUGGACAAAUGAAUUGAUCGACUGGAAAUUACCGUUCUAGAACGGUUCCCAUGUCGGUUGGAACAGAGCUAAUAUAAACCAAUUCUGGAGCCACACACUCUUCCACAGUUUUGGCACACCCAGCCUCUGGUAGCAUUGUGUCUUCCUCUGUUCUCUCGCUCCUUCCUGCGGUCCCUCUUUUCGGUCUCGUGUCUGCGUCGGUGUUCUUCAAAAGUUUGUGGUGCGUCGUGGAAUACUCGACGCCAUGAGGGCCUAGCAUUUGACAAGAGCUAGAUAACAUUCCUGUAUAAUUUAAUCAUUCGCCUCCAAUUUAUUUAAUAUACAAAUAACAAAAACCUGUAAUAUUCUGAGGUCCGGUUUCUCAAUAGCAAGUCAUCCCCGUGUUAGGCAUAACUCCAGGGUAAACAUUGCACCUGGACACGUUUACCCUGGAGUUAAAACAAACCCGGAGGUGACUCGGAAUUUAGAAACCGACAAAACAAAAUACUUUGACGUCAAUUUGGCAACGCAGCACUCCUUGCCUCAACAUUUUAGAAUUGUUUCGUGAUUUCCGCCAAGCUCUUGUUAUCAUUUGCCGUCGUAUCCCAGUUGCUGUUAUCGAUGCGGCAAGUGACCCUCGACAAGAUGAAGUAUGGAUCCUAUAAAUAUAGAAAAUAAAGUGGAUGUAAUAAGACAGCCCUCUUUAACGCCUACUGUAGUUAUUUGAACAGACUCUUUUUGUCCAUCGUUGCUUAGGACCAUUACAUUCAUGUUAUCAUGCCGCAGGCGGAGUAUCUGGAUGUACUUUUGCGAACACCCAACCUUUGCCAAUAUGUUUAGGCGAAAGAGAAAAAAUCAUUUCCACAUUACAAUGGAUCGGAAUCUGUGUUAUAAGUAUGUAUAAUAUGUAUACAGUGAUUUUUUUCUCAUGAACACUAAAUAAUAUAUCAUUCUGAGAGUAGAUAUCGUUUAUCACAAAAUGCUAAAAGUUUCAUCCAAAUUACAGGAGUAGCUAGAGUUGAAAUCCUAGAACUUUCAUGGAAUGCUCGCCUUUUAUGCAUCAUAUCUUGUUCGAAAACGAGCAUAAGCAUAGCUCAUUAGAAACAAUGUCCAAAAUCUACAAAAAAGUACGUUAUUCCUACAAAAUCAAGAUUUUAGAUUGCAGUGAUAUUGGUCUAAUUUAGACGGAAACGGAAACGUCUGAAAAUACAUGAAAAUUGGCUUCAAUCAUCGUUUCACUGCGGAUACAUACUUGUAAAGAUAUAAAUAAGUUCAAUAGGACCCUGUUAUCUAAUUGCCAAAACCGAACUACAAUCAUAUUUGCCAAUUACUGUCCAAACAUAUCAGUGUUCCGUUAUAGCUAUAUUCGGAACUUACACAGCUAUUAUUAAAAGUUUUAAAUACCAAUAGGGUCAGAACAAAUUUUUUAGAAAUCAAUAAUGGUAUAUAAGAGACACACAUUGGUAGACGAUUAUAAAUAUUUUUGUGCCAAUCGAUAAAUUGGAAUUGAUUUUUUGUUGCCAACCCCAAUUUUUCAGAUUUUUUUUUUAAUUACGAGUGAUAAAUGCAUUUGGAUAAAAAUGUGUGAUAGUAUUUUAUAGGCUGUACAGCUGUAUUAAAAUGAAUUAUAAAAAAAAAACUAAUAGAAUAGGAAGUGUACAUGUUUUUUUUUGUCUCAAAUUUGUUGUUCCUAUAAAUUAUUGUUAUUGUGUACCCAUAUAAUGUAUGCAAUUUGUUGAGGACACUAAGUGUCUGAGUGUUAAAAGAAAAUCUACUUAUGUCACAUUAUUCGAAUGAGAAUUUUUAUUUUAUUGUAUCGAAUUUGUCAUAGGGGAGAAAUUCUCGCUAUGCAAGAGAAAUUAAUCAGUCCCUACUAGAUGAGCAAAAGAAAAGUUGAUACUAUUACCAUCUAGCCAAACUCAACAAUUUUUGUAGCUGGCAGUAACUUCCAUUAAAUAUUUCUACUGAUAAAGGCCGCAUCUAAUUCGAUUAUUUGGUAUAUUGAACUAACUUGGUACAUUUUUUAAGAUACCAGAAGAAUAGUUAUAUGCUACAUCGUGUUAAAUACAUAACUUUCUUACAUUUAAUAGUUGAUUAUUUGCUUAUUUUGUCUGAAAGAGUCAGUAAGUCUUUCAUUUCUACAACAGGUAACACUUCAACUUUUCCGGAACAAUGGCGCCGACGCAUAAUUAUUGUGACCCGGAUCAACAAGCUUAAAAUUACUCUAAGAACUGACUGGUAAAUUGAUUCACCGAUUCCAUUUGCUUGACGCCCUGUACAACAAGUUUAGAACAGGUGAAUUUCUACUUAAAUGAAAACGUUUUUCAUCUAGCUGAUGUACGAGAGAAAUGUUUCUGCGAGUGUAGAACGGAAUUUCGAUGCGUUAUUUCCAGACACCUCAUCAUGGUAUUCCAAUCCAUAAUAUUGCCUAUAUUCAUUACAUGAAAUGUCGUCACAUCAUUUUGCAAAGUCGUCAAAGCAGCUCCUCGGCCUACCUUGUAUGUAGGUAGGGAUGUCACAUUUUCAUACCUUGCCAUGACUUGUCCGUACUUCCAUCUGAGUAGCGGAAGUUGUUUAGUAGUUCAGUUUUAGACUCUGUGAUGAAAUUGUUUCGGAGCGCUGAAUUGGUUUGUGAUGGGGUGUUAUUUUUUUUCUAUAUUCUUGAGAUAUUUUCACAUGAUUAUUGACACCCUGUAUAAAGUUGACUUCACUAUUGAAAAAAAAAAAUUGAAAAUCGGUACAAAGAUAAAACCAUACCUAUCUGUACUAAAGCUUGUAUGUUUUCAGACAAAUUUUCUUCAACAGUUGCAAGUUGAGAUGUCCAAGAAAGAGAAGAUGUAUUUCUAAAAAGUUUCAAAUAUUCUUCAAAAGUUUUCAAUGGCUCUAAAAACUCUGAUUUAUAAGCAAGAAUGAUAAAAACAUUUUUAUUUUAUUGAGCCUAACCCUAACAUUAGGAAACUGUUAACAGGAUAUCCAUUUAAAAUUUAUCUUCAGUGUACCAAUGAAAUUACAGGGUGAGUCACUAAUACUUUGACACCCUCUUGCAGCCGUAAUUACAGGUGAUAGAUAUAAAAGGUGUAAAUACAAAACUACUUGCAUUUUAUCUGAACCUCCAGAAUUUUCAAUUAGAUUAAACAAAUAAGCAACGCAAAGUGGAAAAAUAUGUCGAUGUUACCUUUUUUCAAAUGGAAUGCACUCUAUUUUCUUUCAAUUUCCUUAAAGUUCUCGUUUUUCUGAUUCAGAUUAUGUAAUAUAUGUUUAUGUUUCUUUCAAUAGUUUUGGAAAUAUCUGGAGUUUAGUUAUUCAAAGACCUAUUCAGGUAUCUCGACAUAUUUUUCACUUUGCAAGUUGCUUUACUUGUUGCAGAAUCUAGUUUGGAGUUUUUUGCGGGAAUUUAAUAAUGUGGGAGUAUUUUGUGAAGGCAGUUCUCGUCUUAUCGGUAUAUAAAUUGUUCCAUUUACGCCAUGUUCCAUCCCUUACUGACUUAUCUUCGUUGAUGUAGUUGCCCGCGCUGAGAACUUCUUUGCCUGAUUCUCUGCACACCCCAGUCUUUGCAAAUUUUGACAUGAAAACGCGAAAAGUGGAUUAGAUUGCAAAAUAUCGGGAUAAGUCAUUUGAUUGUUUUUGGAAACUGAUAUUGUCCGGUAUAAAGUACUCUCCCUUUUCAAGGCGCCCACAUAUUCAAAUUUUACCGAAAUUAUCGGUAAUGGACGCCGAUUUACUGGCAGCAUGUCACCGCGUUUUUGAAGAUAACCGGGAAUGCAAUCUUUAGGUAGAUACCUACUUAUUUACCUAACUUGAUGCCACAAAAAUUUAAAUGGUAACCAAUAUACUAUAAAGAAAAAUAUAACAUAGAAAUCCCUAUUUUAAAUGUUAACCUAUAAUUUUCUGAUAAUAUACCCAAAUCAAAGAUUACCAUAAAUACAUGCUUGAUUUUCGAAGCACUUUGGCAUGAAUAUAACUUCAAAUGUUCCGAAAUUCAAGAAUCUAAUAUACUGUGAGUUAAUGUAACAUGUGUUUACAAAAUAAAAAUGUGAACAAUAAACUUGCUUUAAUAUUUACACGAAUUUAUAUAAGUAUUUUCUCAGUAGUAAAGCGGCCUAAUUUUAUCUUUUUAGAAAAAUUGAAAACGCAUUUUUGUGUAAGCGUAUUUUUACUUAAUGGAACAAAAUAAUAUGUAUGGUGUAGUGUAGAUAAUUUUAGGUUUGGAUGUAUAAUAAAAACUUAAUUUUAAGAUAUUCAUAGGAUUUGAUCAACAUUUUUUUUUGAUUUUACAUAGGCAAAUACAUAUAUUGAAAUAUCUCACAAAAGACACCUCCAAUUAGCAGACACACUGUUUUCAUGCAAAAGGGCACUUUCUUUUGAAGCGAUAUCGUAUAAAUGAUGUUGAAGUUAGCACACUAAAAACUCUGCGGCAACGAAAAUGUUUCUGACUUAUGUAAUUACAAUGGCCAGUGUGAAUAAAAUAAUGUCUAGAUAGCAAUGUUUAGAACGCGUUCUGUUGAUACCCUUCACGGUGUUUAUUAUUUGAUUAUUAUUUGGUUACUUAUACAUUAUAAUCUAUGUUUUUCCAUAAUUAUUAUAACUAUACAAGUAUGUACAGUUGCGAUAAAAAAAAGUGGUACAAUUUAAGAAAAAUCUCCAAAAUCUCCUAGACUAAUAAUUUUUCUACUAGUUUUUUUUUAUCGCAACUGUACCUCCUUGUGUAGCAUUUAGGUGAUAUUUUCCGACGGGCAAACACCUUUAUUGGACACAUUUCUACAACUCCGAAAGUGUAAGAAAAAUUCCACAGCUUAUAUAAUUUAGGUCAUGUGGCUAUAUUCAUAUAAAACCUAAUUUUUUGAAAUUUAAAUAUAAGGUAUGUACCUACUGUAAUGAACUUUUGAAAGAAAACAUAUAUUUUUUCACGCACAUACUUUUCACGUAAUAGGUACCUAUCUAUAAAUGCAGUAGGUACAUACUUUCAUUUCAAAACUUGCCACCCACGUUAUCUGCGUGAAGAGACGUUUUUCUGGAAAUCGUCGAAACACGUCAACAAAUUUAUUGAGGGGGAACGUAUUUUACGUAAAACUGGACUUCGCCCCUUUGAUCCCCUAACCCCCAGGGCUACCACCCCAAAAUUUUUAAAUGAGAGAGGAGGUCGAGUUAUAGAUCAUUUUAAAGGGCUGUUUGAUCUGUACAUUUUGGCGUCCUAUUCUUUGAAUUUGACCUCAGUGUUGCAGAAUAACACCCAUUUCAAUGUUUAAAAAUGCCUAUUUAUCUUUAAACACACCUGCUUGGUUACCUGUUGCUGUAAUAAAAAGGUAGGUAAGCAAGCAUAUGUUUAAAGAUAAAUAGGCAUUUCUAAACAUUGAAAUGGGUGUUAUUCUGCAACAGUGAGGUCAAAUUCAAAAAAAUAGGACGGCCUACAGAUUGAACGGCCCUUCAAAAUGAUCUCUCACUCAACCCACUCUCUGUUUUAAAAAUUUUGGGGUGGUAGCCCUAGGGGUUAGGGGAUUGAAGGGGCGAAGUUCAGUUUUACGUAAAAUACGUUCCCUCUCAAUAAAUUUGUUGACGUGUUUCGACGAUUUCCUGAAAUACGCCUCUUUACGCAGAUAACAUGGGUAGCAAGUUUUGAAAUGAAAGUAGUAAUUGUUUCUAAAGGCCCUAAUUAUUAGAUAUUUAUACUGCCGUUUGUGAGUAGUUUGAAAUUAUUCUUAAUCUUUCAAAAGCUCAGUCAAGUUAGCCCUGCCUAUUAUAUAUUUUUUUUCGUGCGAAUAAACUGUGCUUCCAGUGUGCUUUACUGUGCUGCUAAUAUUAAGAACUGUGCUGAGUUGCACUCAACGCUGUUCACAAAAAUUUGAGGGGGGCCAACUUGACGCUCAGUCCCCCCGUUUUUUCGAGAAAGGUGUGAAAAAUUUAAAAAUUAGUAUGCAACAUUGUGCAAAUUAUAACAAAAAUAUGAUAGACGCAUUUAAAAUCUUCUUGCUUUCAUUCGGGGGAAAACCGUCAAGCCUCCCAUAUCAAAACCGGCUGUAGUCUCUGGGAGGGGGGUGUUCAAAAUUCGGUUUGGGUUUUGCAAAAUUUGUGCAAAAUUGUGAUAUAGUUUGUUUUAGGAUCGGGGCGCUAAGGGGCGAAAACUUGCCUGACAAGUUGGAUCCGCCUUUGUAUUUUUUUUUUUAAAUUAAGCUUCAACUCGAAACUAAAUUGAAAGUUUCAACAGAACAAUUCAGCACACUGAAAGUUGUAUUGAUUUUUGCUUUUGUUUUAUAGAAAGAGUUGAGCGUCAAGUUGGCCCCGCCAUAGCAUUUUUUGAAAAACCGGGGGUUAAGCGAAAAACUAAGUUGAAAAUAUUAACAGCACAGUUCAGCACACUGAAACUUGCAUUGAUUUUUACUCCCCCCUCAAAUGUUUGUGCAAAUUGCAAUAAGAGCAUUGAGUGCAACUCAGCACAGUCCCUAAUAUUAGCAGCGCAGUAAAGUACACUGGAAGCACAGUUAGGAUAUUAGGAUAUACGUGCACAAUAGGGAGCUGUGAAACGUACUUAUAGCCUGGAUAAUAAAUAGAUGGAAACUAUCAUCGAUGAUUAGAAUUAUAUCAUUGGUUUAAAUGUGAGCGUCCACAUCGGAGCAGUGAGUAUAGCUGGGAUGAUCGCUUAUAGCAUACCAUAAUGAAUUUUACCUUUCUUUCUGCGAGCAGAAACCAGCUGACAAAGGUGGCACAUGCCCAGUCAUCGACUUGUCUUUAAUUUUACUUAAAAUGUAUUGAAAAGUUAUUUUCAAUAUCGAUAAAAACGAUCAUCAGCAUCAGGUUAUCCCUUCACAUCCUCAUAUGUGAAUGUGAUGAUAAUCUCCCAUUUCUAACCGUUUUUUAUUAAUUGGGUGAGUAUGGUAUUCUCUUGGGGGUAAAUGCCGCAGAGCAUACCUACCAUUUUGUAGCGCACGAACAUAAAUAAUCGUCAUCACUGUCCGACAUCGCGAUCAGGAAAUGCGAGAUGAAAUUGUUUUAAGGCUAUAAAUCCAGGUUAGUAUCACAGCUCCGUUGUGCACACCUACAAGCGCUUAUAUUUUCAGCUAUCAUCUGACAUCCAGGCUACAAGUUCGUAUCACAGCUCCGUUGUGCACGUAGGUACCAUUAAUUAGCAUGAGAAAAAAUAGAAAAACUUAAUAGGCGAGGCUAACUUGACGGAGUCUCUUCCAGAAACUGUUCUGUAUUCUUACUUAUGGAACAGUAAUUUGAAGACGGAGUUGUCUAUUUCAGUUUUCGUAGUACUAAUUCAGUUAUUUACCUACAGUGCGACAACUGAACGAAUCUGCGUGGAAAGUAUGUGGGCACGCCUAUGAGUCCGAGUGAGACUAGGAGAUUUUUACAUGUUUUCCCCUCUGCUACUUCACACGUCGCCAAGGUUCAUUCGGGUGUCGACUGUAAUAGAUAAUUAUUAUUUCUUCAUGUAUGUAUAGGUAAGCAAAAAAAACAGUUGCGUGUGAGUGAAACUUGCAUUAUAGGUGUUCCGUGCAAUAUUUUUUUGCUUUUCCUUUAUAAUCUUCCAAAUGAUUCUAGUUAUAGCAAAAGGAUUUAGGAAAAUAAUUAUUGAUAAAUAUGUAUAGUAAAAAAAUUAUCGACAUCGUGGUGAAUGCACAAUUAUUAGAAUAGUAUUUUAUAUAGAUAUGACUAUAUAAGGAAAUCAAUUAAGAUCUGAUAAUUUGUCUUGGUUGUGGACAUUAUUAGGAAUAUUUGUGAUUUUUUAAAUGUUUCUCUUGUUUGGAACAUGGGCAAUGCAUUUUGGAUUCAUUAAAAGCUCAUCCAUUUAGUUUCUUUCCAAUUGCCAAUAGGUAAGUUUUAUUAUUAGGUAUGCCUAAUUUUGAGUUUUUAACCUAGGUAAAUAUUUUUCAUUUAAUACCCCACUUGAAACGUUAGAUAAUUCUUCUUAGUAAUCAAUUUCUACCCUUAUAAAUCGUAUAUUUUGUCUAUGCAUCUAUGUUUAGCCAUAACUUGCUUCUACUGUAGGAAUUUUAGCACUGUAUCUUAAACUGUUUCUUAAAAAAAUAAAACUUACUCUAACAGACAGACACCGAGAUUCCAAAGUGUUCUGGCUAUGGUACGAAAACAAAUAUUUUAUUUACAACCACAUACGUAAUGUUGACAUUUCUGACUUUUCAAAAGUUUGAAAGUGACACUUUUUUGAAUUUUACUUUCCACCCGGGUGGAAAGUGGUCCCGGGUGGAAAGUAAGUUCUCAUUUCCUAAAAUGUUUAAGACGAGUCCUGCAUGUCAAACGUUUUUUUAGAUGAGUCAGAACUUGUCAACAAAUUUUUUAAAUUUUUUUUAGUAUUUAGUCGAAAUUAUGAGGAUUGUAAUUGUUGUAAAUAAAAUAGUAUACAAACCUCGGUAGGAAGUUUCAUUCCUAUCUCGAGAUUAUAGUUAACUUCGACGCUUCGCGUCUCAGUUAACUAACUGAUCUCUCGACAGUAAUGAAACACUUUCCACCUCGGUAUGUAAUAUACUAUUAUUAUUGUUCCCUAUAUAAAUAUAAUCUAUAUGUGGACCUCUAUAUAACUAAAUUAGUAUACUUAAUUAUGUUUUAUGUUUGAACUAAAAAAUAUAUAGGUAUUUUUAAUACAAAAAAAAAAUAUAUAUAUGAAAGUUUGUUGUGUUGUAACUAAUUAUAUUUCUUUAUAUAGAUAUUUUUGAUCUCGUUAUGGUCUACUUUAUUUAGUGUCGAAUUUUCAACCUCAACCGUUAACAAAUAAAUUAGAUUUUAUUUUAUUAAGUUAUUAUAAAACAUUUUUUCAAACCGACUUGAUAGUUAAAAUAGUAACAAAAAUUGUAUCGCCUAGUUGAUAUAUUUUCUAAUGUAAAGUUAUUCUAAUAUAUUACAUCUUUGUCUGGAAAUUUGAUUUUUUAAUUAAACCUCUACCUUAUAGCCAAAUUUGUUUAGAUAACAGCUGAACAUGGAUUAGGC
Ceutorhynchus assimilis (cabbage seed weevil) is the source of this 19767-nucleotide messenger RNA. Lineage: Eukaryota; Metazoa; Arthropoda; Insecta; Coleoptera; Curculionidae. The record is from the annotation of a GenBank genome assembly.